CAUCUUGUACUAGAAAUCAUUCCUAAUUCUAAUAUCUCACGAUACUUGCAGUUAUUUGCGCUACUGCUGUGCGGUCUGAGUUCCUUGGCCGCCUCGCAGUCCAAGGAGAGAGUGUGGCACACCACAGUUGCCCCUACCACGACUGCGGUUCACCCUGAACCACCGCCCAUGCAGAAGGAUGAUCCGACAGAGGUUAAUUACUCAGAAGUUGAUGACUCAAGCCCACUCUCCGCAGAACUCCUUCUUCAGGAGGGUCAGGCUGAUCCAGAGGAUACACCAGAUUCUACCGAACAGGUCGAUAGUGCAAUUAAAGAUGCCGAUCCGCUUGCCUUGACCGGCUCCGAAGAAUCCCUAUCUGACUCUGUGGAGUCACAAAAUUCGAGUGAGACCAAAACGGAAAAGAAAUCCAGAAAAUGGAUGUCAAUCCCAAGAGGAGAAGUGCCUGAAUUGGAAAAAGAAGAACCUCCUGUAGAGAAAGAAGAGCGACCUUCGGAGAAGGAAGUAACUCCUAAGACGGAAGAGUUACCUUCUGAAAAGAAAGAAGUAGCUUCUAAAAAUGUUGACGUUGUAGAGCGCCCUGUGGAGGUACCACCAAUCUUCGGAGAACCUCGAAAGGACCCAGCUCCUAAGGGAGAACCAGAGAAGACGGUUGAAGAUUCUGCUAUGGAGUUACCGAAGAAUAUCUCUGACAUGCUGGAAGCAGCUGAGGUGGGAAUCCCGAUGAUGCUGGAAACUAUUAUCAGUAAGAAGACCACUGUGUAUGUAUCCAUAUCGGAAGCUGUGAUGGAUUCCGAGUUACAAUAUAUCAACUUGACCGGUAUUAGGAACUUCACCGGGAGGGAGCGUCGGGUUGUCGGCGGAUGUUUGGAUCUGUCCAAUCUUGAUCUCACUGGAGAGGAGGCUAAGGAGGUGAUCCAGCGAAUGUCAAAGCACAAAUUCCACAAGCUGGAUCUCAGGAACAAUCGCAUCACAGAGUUCCCUACCAACACCUUCGGCCCUGUGGCGUUCACCGUGAAGGAACUGAGGCUUGAUGGCAACCCACUACUGAGCAACUGCCAUGAUGAAGGCAACAUGCUGCAGCGUGGUGGACUCUUCCACCUGACGGAAUUGAGGGAGCUGAAUCUGUCCAGGUGCGGCCUAAAGGACAUUGACUUCUUCACCCCCUGGAACAGCAAUCAUUUGGAAGUUGUCGACCUCUCCGACAACGGGUUGUCCGCGGUGCCUUCCAACCUCCAAUUCUUCCACAAGCUGAAGAAGCUCCACAUGGACGGCAACCCUAUCACUGAGGUGGGAGAAUUGCCCUUUGCCCUGCUAUGGAAUCUCCAAGUGUUGACCAUGUCCAACUGCCGCAUCUCUUCCAUAGAUUCUGAUCCAUUCAGGAACAUGGAUCGUCUCAAGCUGCUCAAUCUCCAAAGCAACAACCUGACCCGUAUCGGGGAAUUACGCCUGUCCCGCAGUUGUUCCACUGCUAAGAUGUAUGUGAGCGGCAACCCUUGGCACUGCGCAUGCGACAUGCUCAUGUUCGUCGAGCGCUAUAACUACGCCGUGCGUGACCUUGAACAGAUAAGGUGUGCCUCCCCCCGCUGGCUAGAAGGUCUCCGUGCCGCCUACUUGACGAAGGAGAUCCUCUCCCUGGACUCCAUCGACGGCAGCUGCUUGCCUACCAGGGUCCACCCUGAAGUAGCCCCGGCAGUUCGCCAGUAUGCCCCCAUCCGUGCUGAGAGACUCGAGGUGUUCGCCGUGGUGGUGUUCGCUCUGGCAGCCGUCUUCAUGCUAGUCCACAUCUCGUGCUCUAAGAGGCGGGAGAAGCUCCGCAGUGAAGAACACCGAGAGGAUAUCAACUACAUUAGGAUCGAUAAGAAGCCCAACUUCAAAUAACAAUAACGCGUUACUCUUUUAAUUUAUUUUGUACAUGAAGCAAGGAAAGCUGUGAUUUAACUGUGUUGUUGUUGGUUCGUUUUGUCAUUUUUGCACAUAAAAUACUUUUAAAACCCAA
Molecule: messenger RNA, 1996 nt
Organism: Homalodisca vitripennis (glassy-winged sharpshooter)
Lineage: Eukaryota; Metazoa; Arthropoda; Insecta; Hemiptera; Cicadellidae
Product: leucine-rich repeat-containing protein 70-like
Exons: 5
Coding region: 169-1878 (569 amino acids)
Molecular function (GO): protein binding
Source: RefSeq, a predicted model, not a curated record